Solanum tuberosum (potato) is the source of this 1713-nucleotide messenger RNA. RefSeq lists its product as uncharacterized. Bases 297 to 1409 code for a protein of 370 amino acids. The transcript has 3 exons. Gene Ontology annotation, cellular component: intracellular membrane-bounded organelle. NCBI's taxonomy places the organism in Eukaryota, Viridiplantae, Streptophyta, Magnoliopsida, Solanales, Solanaceae. The record is from RefSeq and is a predicted model, not a curated record.
UCACAGGAGGAAGAAACGUCAAACCUUCAUUCUCAAGGGUGCGAUUAGAACCAACAAAAAGUUCCCUGGUGAAGACAACACAGCUGACCGGGAAGAUUUUGCAGAAACGCCUGUAGAGAAGAGCUAAACAAUCUCUAAAGGCUCUUCAAGAACAAGCAACUUUCAUAUUCAGUUACUGAAGAAUUAUCUUCUUGUUGUUGUGAUCAGAUCAACUCCUUUUUCGCUCUGUGUGUUUGUGUUCUUGAGUUUGUGCUUUACGUGAAUCUAAAUCUAUCCCAGUUGUAUCAGCACUGGAAAUGUCGAAAUCAUCAUCUUCAAAGUUUGUUUUGAGUAACUUUUAUCACUACAUUUUAUCAAAACCCCAUCAAUUUUCAAGCCCAAAUGUUACUUCUAGUGGUAUAUCUCAUUUCCUUUCUAAUCAUUCCAAGAUUAUCGAAAAGCCUGCUGUUAAUCAAUGGGUUUCGAAUACCCAGAGAACCCAUUUUUCGUCUUCCCCAUUUCCGCGGGUUUUGCAAAACCCUAGUAAGAAGUUAGACCCAGAUGGUAGUUUCUUGUGGAAUAGGAAAUUAUUAGGGUUUAGGUACUUCUCGUUGAAGAGCUCCGGAUUGGGUUUGGGGAAAAAUGUGUUGAAGAAUCCGGUUGAAGCUGCCAAGAAAACGGCUUUGCGAUACAAGGGUGCGGUGGGUUUGCAAAUGGAGGCAUUUUGGAAGAGGAAUUCGAUGGUGUUAUUUGGUGCAGCAGGUAUUAUGGUGUGCAUUUUGCUUUGGAGGAUUCUAUUUGGAAUUGCUACUACUUUUAUUGGAUUGUCUGAAGGCAUGGCGAAGUAUGGCUUCCUUGCUCUUUCCUCUGCCAUUGUCGCAUUUGCUGGCUUGUAUCUUCGCUCAAGAUUUACCAUCAACCCUGAUAAGGUGUACAGAAUGGCAAUGAGAAGACUUAAUACAGAGGCUGGAAUUCUUGAGGUUAUGGGGGCUCCACUCUCGGGAACAGAUUUGAGAGCAUAUGUGAUGUCAGGAGGUGGUAUUACUCUUAAGAACUUCAAGCCACGGUUUAGGGGCAAAAGAUGUUUUCUGAUUUUCCCAAUACGAGGUUCUGAGAGGAAAGGUUUAGUAAGUGUUGAAGUCAAGAAUAAACAAGGCCAGUAUGAUAUGAAAUUAUUGGCAGUAGAUAUACCAAUGGCCUCAGGACCUGACCAACGCCUAUUCCUGAUUGGUGAUGAAGAAGAGUACAGGAUUGGUGGUGGUCUUAUUGCUGAGCUAAGAGAUCCUGUUGUUAAAGCAAUGGCAGCAACUAAAGAGUUUGAAGAUCGGGAUGAUCUGGAGGAUGAAGAGGAUGCUGAAAGAGAACUCCAAGAAGCGGAGAGAAAGCACCAGGAAGAAAUUGAAAAGCUUGAAAAGGGUGAUUCAAGAUGAUUAAGCUGAAUUUUUUUCUUGUAUCCUUGGUUUUACAUUUGCGCUUUUUACAAAGGCAUUGCACUAGAUAGAGCAAAAGACCAACAAUGCUCUAACUGUUGAGUGAAUUAACAGAACUAUAUGGCAUGCACAGGCAGGAAAAAUAGAUCAUACACUCCGAAUUUUCUGUAGUGGUUCGUUGUUGGUCAAUAAGUAUGUUGUUGGAAGUAUCAAAUCCUUAAUGUAAUCGGUACAUGCUUUAUUUUCAUCAUUCAGCCUUGAGGGCCUCCUGCUGGUUGAAAUAAAUUACUACUACUUUGCUUGA